AUGAUCACACUGUGCUCCUUGGUAUUCCUCCUAGCCUAUACGGCACUGGCUACAGACUGGAUAGACUAUCCUACCAAUGGUUUUGCGACGAUGACACACUAUACUCUUCCAGAGGACUUUGUUGCAGCAUGCGGCUGCACUCCAGAUAGCACCCACUAUCCAACAGCUGCUAUGAGCCAAAUGGCAUAUGGGAGUAGUACAGCGUAUGGCCCUUCUUGCGGACGCUGCUUCAAUCUCACUUUGCUCAACACUUUUACGUCCGAUCCGCCGUUCUAUCCCCAAGUCAAGAAUAGUGUUAUAAUCAAAGUCACAGACCUGUGCCCGCUGGGCGGGAAUGGUUGGUGUUCAGCGACGGCGAACAAGCCAAACGCAGGCGGGGCAUACUUGAACUUUGACCUAGCAUGGCCCUCGAGCUCCAUACCUUCGGAUUUCUUCCCUUCCAACAUCACACUAUAUGGGUAUACUGACUUCGGCGUGUGGAAUGUGAGCUACGAGAGUGUCAACUGUCUACAAGAUUGGGAGGGCGGACAGGCAUCCGAUGCGCUCGGGAGCGCUGCAGAUAUCGGAAGCGUGUGCUGUCCAGCCAAUCCCACCCCAUUUGGCAACGAGACUUGCCCCUCGUAUUCUGAUGCGAACGGUAUUCCACCGGAUACUACCAAUACAGGCGCAGAGCUCGCUCUAUCAAUACCCUGUUCCUAUCUAUUUAUGACAUGUGUACUUGCUGGAUCUCUACUGUCUUGGAUUUUGUGA
Postia placenta MAD-698-R-SB12 is the source of this 750-nucleotide messenger RNA. RefSeq lists its product as hypothetical. The coding region runs from base 1 to 750 and encodes 249 amino acids. Lineage: Eukaryota; Fungi; Basidiomycota; Agaricomycetes; Polyporales; Adustoporiaceae. The record is from RefSeq and is a predicted model, not a curated record. The transcript has 5 exons.